GCGUGCGCAGCUCCGCCCGAGCCUGAGAAGGCGGAGCUCCCUUCUGUGUAGGGCGGAGCGCGCUUUCCUCCUGCCCUCCUGGGGCUGCCUUGGGUCCCAGGGAAGUGAGACGUCGAGGGUCUCUGUUCCCGGAGGAGGGCGUCUUCCUCGAGGGCUUCCGAGCGGAGACUCAGCCAUGCCGAACUCGAGGCCCAGACCCCGCCGCGGCGCCGGGGGUGGCGCAGGGGCGGCCGGCCGGGACCGGCUGGUGGCGCGGUCCUUGCAGAGCGCUGAGCACUGUCUGGGCGCGCAGGACUUCGGCACUGCCUAUGCCCAUUACCUGCUGGUGCUCAGCCUGGCGCCGGAGCUCAAAGACGACGUGAAGGAAACUUUUCAGUAUACACUUUUCAAGUGGGCUGAAGAGCUUGAUGCACUCAGUCGAAUACAAGACUUACUUGGUUGCUAUGAGCAGGCCUUGGAACUAUUUCCUGAUGAUGAAGUGAUUUGCAAUAGUAUGGGAGAGCAUCUCUUCAGAAUGGGCUUUCGAGAUGAGGCAGCUGGGUAUUUUCAUAAAGCAGUGAAGCUCAACCCUGAUUUCAGUGAUGCAAAGGAGAACUUUUACCGUGUUGCAAACUGGUUGGUGGAGCGCUGGCACUUCAUCAUGCUUAAUGACGCCAAGAGGAACAGGGUUUAUAAUGCAGCCAUCCAGAAGGCCGUGUGCUUGGGCUCCAAAAGUGUUCUGGAUAUUGGCACAGGAACUGGAAUACUGAGCAUGUUUGCUAGACAAGCUGGUGCGCACUCCGUGUACGCCUGUGAAUUGUCCAGGACCAUGUAUGAGCUCGCCUGUGACGUCGUGGCGGCAAACAAGAUGGAGACUGGGAUUCAGCUCCUCCACAUGAAGUCACUUGAUAUAGAGAUUCCAAAACACAUUCCUGAAAGAGUGUCCCUAGUUGUAACAGAAACUGUGGAUGCAGGUGUGUUUGGAGAAGGAAUUGUGGAGAGUUUAAUUCAUGCAUGGGAGCAUUUACUUCUGCAACCAAAGACCAAAGGAGAAAAGCGAAAUUGUGGACAGUAUGGGAAAGUUAUCCCAGCAAGUGCUGUUAUAUUUGGGAUGGCAGUAGAGUGUGCAGAGAUCCGAAGAUACCACAGAGUGGGCACUACGGACAUUGCUGGUGUCCAUUUGCCAGCAAAUGUGAAAUUUCAGAGCCCAGCCUACUCUACUGUAGAUAGUGGAGAAGCAGUUGAACCAUAUACAACUGAGAAGAUGAGUCGGAUCCCUGGAGGGUAUUUGCCUCUGACAGAGUGCUUUGAAAUUAUGAAAGUGGAUUUCAACAGUCUUCAGAGAAAAAUGACCAGCUGCUGGCGCUGCGUCCUCGGGUCGCGCUGUGGUUGAGGCUCCUCGCAGCUUGGCCUCAGAAAGUGCAUCCUGUGAAGUAUCUGUGUCUUCUAAGUCUUGAUGUUGGCCUGUAUCAGGAGGUUCCUGUUCUUCUGGGAUAUCAGUGACAAUGUCUUCACAUGACUUGGAUGCAGCGGCUGCAUUCUGUAAAGUAAUCGAGUGUCCAAAGGCCUGAUGCCCCGGCCAGCGGGGUGUCAACGGGGGCGACCCACCUGCGGGAGAGAAUGAGAGGGACGGGUGAGACACGAAAGGACGACAGCAAGACAGUGUGUUCUGAUCAAGCUGCAAAUUUUAUUCUCCUCAGCAAGGGUUAUAUAGCAGGAGAGGGGGCAGGAAGGAGGGAAGGGGUGCAUGACGUGCCAUACGCGCAGGUGAAGGGGGACGUGCAGGUGAAGGGCUACGUGCAAGAAGUCGUGAGGCUGCAGGUGGUAAGGUCACUGGUCAGGGCUCAUUUUUUUGUUGCUAUGCCCUCUCAUUGUUUUCCCUUUAAGACAAUAUAAAUUUAUUAGCCAAAAGUUAA
Peromyscus eremicus (cactus mouse) is the source of this 1895-nucleotide messenger RNA. Its product is annotated as protein arginine N-methyltransferase 9-like. Gene Ontology annotation, molecular function: protein-arginine omega-N monomethyltransferase activity; protein binding. The record is from RefSeq and is a predicted model, not a curated record. The coding region runs from base 176 to 1372 and encodes 398 amino acids. NCBI's taxonomy places the organism in Eukaryota, Metazoa, Chordata, Mammalia, Rodentia, Cricetidae. Gene Ontology annotation, biological process: peptidyl-arginine methylation. The transcript is spliced from 9 exons.